AUGUAUUUCGCCUCACUUUCUUUGGUUUUAAUAUCAGCUCAAUUGUUGACGACCAUCAAUGCGGCACACAUUUUGGGAAUAUUUGCAUUUCCCGGCAAGGGACCAUAUUCUUUUGUUGAACCAUUACUCAAAGAAUUGGCCUUACGAGGUCAUCAUGUGACAUCAAUAACAAAUUAUCCCCAAAGCAAGCCUGUGAAGAAUUUUCGCGAUAUAGUGAUUGAGAAAAAUCAACAUUUGUUCGAUGAGUUUAAAAACUUCUCCAUGGAAACUAUUGGCUCUAAUCACUUUGAAACCCUUGGUACCUUUUACAAUAAGGCCUAUGAGAUGUCUCAUAAUGUCUUUGCAAAUGAAGCGGUUAGAAAGCUACGCCAAACAGAAUCAUUUGAUUUAAUAAUAAUGGAUGUUCUAUUCACCGAAUCUUUUUAUGGAUUUGGCGAAGAUUUCGGAGCACCCAUGGUGGCCAUAUCGCCAUGGGGCACAAUGACAUCCAUCGAUGAGCUGGUAGGCAAUACAACACCAUUGUCUUAUAUACCGAAUAUGAUAAUGCUGCGUCACUAUAAUCAAAAUAUGAAUUUCUGGCGUAGAAGUUUAAAUGUUGCCGUCUACAUACUCGAACGGAUUCAUUACUAUUACACUUACAUGCCAAUGCAGCGGAAGAUAUAUGAGCAGCAUUUUCCAAAUGCCUCGAAAAGUAUAACAGAAGCUCAAAAGAAUUUUUCUUUGGUUUUGCUGAAUGAUCAUUUUGUACUCACCACCCCACGACCUUAUGUGCCAAAUAUGAUUGAGGUGGCUGGCAUGCAUAUACCCUCACAAGUAGAACCCCUGGCUGAGGAUAUUAAAAGGAUGCUGCAUGAGGCGCAGCAAGGUGUUAUCUACAUUACAUUCAACUCAUUUCUACCUCAAUACAUAUUCCAAAUGGUGCUCAAUGUAUUAGGGAAUUUUGAGCAAUUGGUUUUAUGGAAUUCCCAAUACCAUAACCUGCACACUUUGCAGAUCCCCCCGAAUGUUUAUUUCUUCUCCAAUGUGUCGCACCAUUCUCUACUCUCUCUUCCCAAUAUUCAUUUGCUUAUAACUCAUGGUGAAUAUCUUUGCAUUGUGGAAAGUAUUCAUUACGGUAUUCCUAUUUUAAGUCUGCCACGCUUUGAUGGCUUAAAUGAGGACUAUGUGAAUAAUGUAAAAAAAAUUGGAAAUGGAAUAUCCCUAUCAUGGGACCAGAUGAGGGAGAGGACUCUCUCAAAAACCUUAAAUGAUUUGUUAGCAACGGAUCGUUAUCGCCGUGAAGCCAAAUUGAAAUCCAAGCAAUUUCGAGAUCAACAGAAUCCCCCCUUGGAGAGAGCCAUCUAUUGGAUCGAAUAUGUUUUGAGAUUUCAAGGAGCACAUCAUCUGCGUAAUCUAGGACAAAAUUUAACCAUAUGGGAAUUUUACAAUUUGGAUGUUUUGCUAUGUUUGAGUUUAGCUGUAAUAGUGUUUGUAUUGUUGUCUUAUAUAAGUUUGAACUUAAUGCUUAAGCUGAUAAUGAAUGUGAAAUGA
Stomoxys calcitrans (stable fly) is the source of this 1530-nucleotide messenger RNA. Its product is annotated as UDP-glucosyltransferase 2-like. The transcript is spliced from 2 exons. Gene Ontology annotation, molecular function: UDP-glycosyltransferase activity. The coding region runs from base 1 to 1530 and encodes 509 amino acids. The record is from RefSeq and is a predicted model, not a curated record. NCBI's taxonomy places the organism in Eukaryota, Metazoa, Arthropoda, Insecta, Diptera, Muscidae.